AUGGAGUGUCUCCUCGGCCCGUGCGGCGCGACGCCGCUGGAGAGGCACUCCGCCGAGCUCACCGUUCACGGCGUCGAGGGCCUGCGCCUGGACGACGACGACGAAUCCGUGUUUGUCGUGGUGCGGUGGCAGGGAUCGGGGGCGUCCUACUUCAGAUCCGCGCAGGUCGACCGCACGCGACGCGCGAGGCCCGCGCGUUCGAUUGGCGGACCCGACGGAGGGACGCACUCCGCGCGCGUUCCUCGCCACGACGACUCGAACGACGCGCGCGUCCGAUGGGACUCGCGCGACGGCGUCAGCGCGUUCAGAAACGACGCGUGCUACCUCCAUCCAGCGGCGACCGGCGGCGACCGCGGCGAGGUUCACGCGUUCGACUCCAUCGCUGACGACGACGACGACGUCGAGCCGAGGCGCGGGAUGGCUAGCAGCCGCGCUAGGCACCUGCCGUGGGAGGUGAGACUGGCGGUGUGCGCGUCAAGGCCGGGGAGCAUCUACGGUACCACCGAGCGGGUCAUCGGCGAGGGCGCGCUGAACCUGGCGGACUUCGUCGGGACGAGCAAGGCGGCGCGGGGCGGCGCGGGGGGUCCCGCGAGAGUCCAACUGGAGAUGCAACCGGCGUCCUCAACCGCCCGACCAGUCACCGCCCGACCAGUCACCGCCGCGGAAACGUCGUCGCGUCCUCGCCCCCCGCGCCUGUCGCUGUCCGUCGCCGUCACGCGAUCGCCGGGUCUCGCGUCGAAGGCGGCGGCGAGCCUGGGCGGGAAAGGCAGCCGCGACAGGGCAGUCGCCGGGAAGCUCUUCUCCUACCUCUCCAACUCCGCGCAGUCGCCGAGGAGAGGAGAUCGCGAAGAUCAAUCGGGGGGGAGACGCGUCGGCCGAGGACGUUCAUCGCCGCGUUCGUCGCCGCGAUCGAGCGAAGACGCGUCUGUCUCGGACGGGUUCACCAGCGACGGGACAGCGAUGGACACGUGCGAGAGCGACGCCGAGAGAGGCGCGUCGCCGCCGUCGACGCCGCCGCGGGAAUCGGAGUCGGUGUUUAAAAAGCCGCCGAACAACGGAAAGGAUCCCCGUCGUCCUCGCGGGGAACGACGCGACGACGACGACGACGACGACGAGGAGGAGGAGGAGCACGCGAAUGACGAUGCAAACGACGCCGCGGACGGGAAUCGAUCCCGCGACGUCGAGGCUACUCCCAACAAGCGACACUCGAGGUCGUGGUCCUGGAGCGUCAAGUGGACGUCGCCGGUGCGGAGGCGCGUUGGUGAGCUCGGGGACGAUUUGAACGGUGACGCGGUGGUGAUCGACGACGAGCUGCUUCCGACGCCGGCAAAGGCGAGGAAGGACGCCGCGCCUGAACGCGUGAUGACUUCGCCUCCGUCCUCGCCGAAUGAGCCUCGCUCGGAGGAAAAAGAGGAAAAAGAGAAAAAGGCGGAGGAGGACAAGGCUGACGCAAACGGGGCGAGUCGAAAGACGCACCGGCGGACGUCGUCGUGGAGCUCUCGCGUGUUUGGCGGACCGUUCGUCUCGUUCGUGGGUUCGUCGAAGACCCCGGAGGAGGUGGAGUUCGAACGCGCGGCGCGAGAGGCGCGACGGGCAGCCAAAGCGGCGGACAUCGCCGCUCGCAAAUUCGCGCGCGACGACGCUAAGAGAGCCAAGCGCGAACUGAUCCGCCGCGCGACGGAGGAGGAGCGGAUGUUCCGCGCGGUGCUGGAGGAGACGAAGCGCGCGGCGGCGGAGUCGCUGCCGCGGCGGCGCGGCGAGUCCGCGGCGCACGCGGCGUGCGUGUUGGUCACGCCGGGAGGGGGGGCGGCGAACUCGGGAGGAUGCGAGCCGCUCGGGUUUAGGGGCGGAAAGAGCAGGAACCUCGCGUCGGAGCUCGACGACGUCGCGGACGAGGCGACCGGGAACGCGAUCGGGAACGACGCGGAGGUUGGGCGAGGAUCGAUUCCCGACGGGGACGGGGACGUGGCGACGCGGAGCGCGGCGAGGGCGGAUCACGGCGAGUGGCUUCGCGUGGAACUCCGCUCUCAGCCGACGCAGCCGCCGACGGCUGGCGACGAACCGGCGAAGAUCCCCGCCGACGCGUUCUUCGCGUCGCUCGACCAGAUGAGCGCGAACGGCCAGGGCGCGUGCACGCUCGCGUGCGUCGCGCUGGCGGAGUGGUUGGAAGAUCACCCGGGCUCGCUCCCGACGGCGAGGUUGGUCCUCGAGGGAGCGUCUGACGCGUCAAACGCGGUCGCCGACGUCGCGGGUUCGAACCCGUCGUCGUCCGAAUCUUCGCCCGACGCCUCCCCCGACCGCGCCGCGCGCCAACCCAAGCUCGUGUUCGACGCGGUCAUCGCGGGAGCCGCGGCGGAGUGGCGGGCGCUGUGCGACGACCCCGCUCUGCUCAAACGGUUCCCGGAUAAACAUUUCGACCUCGACACCGCGCUCGAGCGUCACGUGCCGUUUCCCGUCCCAGACGCCACGGGGCGGAUACGAAUCGACGCCUCGUGCACGGGCGACGCCUCGGCGGGUAACGCCUCCGCCUCGGUGGGUAACGCCUCGGUGGAUCGGUCGUCCAGCCCGCGUGAUCGUCCGGGCGGCAGGCUUCGCGUGGACCACCGCGAGUCCUUUGUCGGCUUUCUCACUCCGCCCGGAACGGCGCCCGGGGAUUCGCCGACGAUGGACGCGCUUUGCGCCGCGGCGCCGCCGCUUCGAACGAUCGUGGACGAACUCGCGCGGACGGCGCCGGCGACGUACGUGGUGUCGUGGCUGGACCACUUCUUCGUCCUUCGGUUCGCGCGGGAAUGCAUUCGUACCGACGGCGAUUUGGGAAACGGCGAUUUGAUUCAUCCGUCGGCGAUCCCCGGGGAGGAGGACGAGGAGGUUGUCGUCUACGUCAUGGACUCGCUCGGGGAGAGGCUGUGCGAGGGGUGCAAGCGCGGGUACGUGCUCCGCUUCGACGGGUCGUCGUCGCCCGCGUGCGGCGGCGGCGCGGCGGCGGCGGCGGCGCGGUUCAUCGGCGAAGUGUUACCGUCGCGGCUUCUGCGGCAGAUCGGCGCGGACGUGGCCGCGUACGCGUCCGGGGCGAAGGGCGCGAGCGAGCCGUCGUUGGAGCAGCUCAUGCGCAGGCUCCAGAUCGAGUUUCACAGGGUGCGGAGGGGAUAGUCGGGCGGUGGUUUAAUGUCAAGUCGACGGCGGUGGCCAACUGAAAUCGUCUCGACGACAGCUCCUAACACUUAACAGGAAACUCCUAAAACC
Messenger RNA from Micromonas commoda, 3243 nucleotides. RefSeq lists its product with no specific name. The record is from RefSeq and is a predicted model, not a curated record. The transcript is spliced from 2 exons. Lineage: Eukaryota; Viridiplantae; Chlorophyta; Mamiellophyceae; Mamiellales; Mamiellaceae. Bases 1 to 3150 code for a protein of 1049 amino acids.